UAGGGCAUCCCUCAAAACGCGAAAGCGCUGUCGCUAUAUAUAAACCAAGUAAAGAGGAGAGCGUUGUUUCUCUUGGCCGCUAAUCAAGAGAUUUCUAGGGUUUCUGUUAUACGAAGCCAUCCAGAAUGACCAAGAGAACCAAGAAGGCUGGUAUUGUCGGGAAAUAUGGCACCCGAUAUGGUGCGAGUUUGAGAAAACAGAUUAAGAAAAUGGAGGUCAGUCAGCACAGCAAGUUCUUCUGCGAGUUUUGCGGCAAGUAUGCUGUUAAGAGGAAGGCUGUUGGUAUUUGGAGUUGCAAGGAUUGUGGCAAAGUGAAAGCUGGAGGUGCUUACACUUUGAAUACUGCUAGUGCCGUAACAGUCAGGAGUACCAUCCGUAGGCUGAGGGAACAGACGGAGAGUUGAUUGUAUUGAAGAACAUGUUAUGUAUCUUUUGACUUUUGGAUUUUGGAGUCAUUUUGAUUGACGUUUUAUUGAAUUUCCCAAUUUCAUUUCCGGAGACUUUGUUAGUAGUUAAGAAAUUAAUGAAAACAGAUUAUGUUUGAGAAA
This is a messenger RNA of Populus trichocarpa (black cottonwood), 548 nucleotides long. Its product is annotated as 60S ribosomal protein L37a. Bases 126 to 404 code for a protein of 92 amino acids. Gene Ontology annotation, biological process: translation. Gene Ontology annotation, molecular function: structural constituent of ribosome. Lineage: Eukaryota; Viridiplantae; Streptophyta; Magnoliopsida; Malpighiales; Salicaceae. The transcript is spliced from 5 exons. Gene Ontology annotation, cellular component: ribosome. The record is from RefSeq and is a predicted model, not a curated record.